GCAUAUGGAUUUGGUUUCUCCGUAACAGAAUAACCGGUGGAUUCCAUAGAUCGAAUUUCAAGUGUAAAGUUCGUUCGUUGUUGUUAACUAACCAACCAACCAAUCAAAGAAAGUGUGAAGAAAAGAAACAAAGAAACCACUCGCAGUGACACAUUUCCAUUCCCUCGGUGUUUUCGCAGCGAGACACGGCCACGCGAAACACAAUUCCACUCCUUUCUUUUCUUUCAAUUUCAAACCUCUUCUUCAUUCUAUGCACCAGUUCCCAAGAUUUCCAUCAUUUUCAUCAUAUAUACCAAGAUUGAUUGUAUAGGGUUUGUAGAAAUUGUAUAAAGAUUUAGAUUCAUCAUCAUGGCCACCAAAGGGAACCCAGGAGACAAUAGAAACAAUAGGAGUACAAUGUCUGUUUUCAUUGUGGUUGGUUUUUGUGGUUUCUUCUACAUAUUGGGUUUGUGGCAAAGGAGUGGUUUUGGAAAAGGUGAUAGCAUAGCUGUUGAGAUUACUAAACAGACAGAUUGCAGUGUUCUCUCUGAUCUUAAUUACGAGACUCACCGCGACGGCGAUGCGGGGACGCCGGAUGAUUCUGAUGAACCGGUCAAGGAGUUCAAGCCGUGUGAGGAUCGCUACAUUGAUUACACGCCUUGUCAUGAUCAAGUGAGGGCGAUGACGUUUCCCAGAGAGAGUAUGAAUUAUAGAGAGAGGCAUUGUCCUCCUGAGGAGGAGAAGUUGUCAUGUCUCAUACCUGCGCCUAGAGGGUACUCGACGCCGUUUCCUUGGCCCAAGAGUCGCGAUUAUGUGCCUUUCGCAAACGCGCCUUACAAGAGUUUGACGGUUGAGAAGGCUGUGCAGAAUUGGAUACAGUACGAAGGAAGUGUCUUCAGGUUUCCCGGUGGAGGAACGCAGUUUCCCCAUGGUGCUGAUGCUUACAUUGAUGGACUUGCAGCUGUUAUUCCCUUUGACAAUGGGAUGGUUAGAACCGCAUUAGAUACUGGCUGUGGGGUUGCCAGUUGGGGUGCAUACCUAUUUAAGAAAAAUGUCGUUACCAUGUCAAUUGCACCAAGAGACUCUCAUGAAGCACAAGUUCAAUUUGCUUUGGAAAGAGGUGUUCCAGCAAUCAUUGGUGUUCUUGGAACAAUAAUGCUACCUUUUCCUUCUGGAUCUUUUGACAUGGCACAUUGUUCUCGCUGCUUGAUUCCAUGGGGCGUAAAUGGUGGAAUGUACAUGAAGGAAGUUGACCGAGUUCUUAGACCUGGUGGUUACUGGAUACUUUCUGGCCCCCCCAUCAACUGGAAGACUAGCUACCAAGCAUGGCAACGUCCUGAAGAAGAGCUUGAGGAGGAGCAGAGGCAGAUUGAAGAUACUGCUAAACUUCUUUGUUGGGAAAAGAAACAUGAGAAAGGUGAAACUGCAAUCUGGAGAAAAAGUUUAAAUAAUGAUGAGUGCAAUGAACAAGAUACUCAACCUACAAUAUGUGAAUCCGCAAAUUCGGAUGAUGUUUGGUACAAGAAGAUGGAAAAUUGUGUUUCUCCUUCUAAACAUAGUGGUUCAUGGAAGCCAUUCCCAGAGAGACUCUAUGCUGUUCCUUCCAGAAUUACCAGUGGAUCCGUUCCUGGUGUUUCCGCUGAGGUAUUUGAGAACGACAGCCGAUUAUGGAAGAAGCAUGUGAAUGCAUACAAACGGAUCAACAAAAUCAUUGACUCAGGUAGAUAUCGCAACAUAAUGGACAUGAAUGCUGGCCUAGGAGGUUUUGCUGCUGCCUUGGAUUCUCCCAAAUUAUGGGUUAUGAAUGUUGUGCCUACAAUUGCGGAGAAAGCUAGCCUGGGUGUUAUAUUUGAGCGAGGAUUGAUUGGCAUUUACCACGACUGGUGUGAAGCCUUCUCCACAUAUCCAAGGACCUAUGACCUUAUCCAUGCAAAUGGUGUUUUCAGCCUAUACAAGGAUAAGUGUAGUGCAGAAGACAUUUUAUUGGAGAUGGACCGGAUCCUACGACCUGAAGGAGCAGUAAUAUUUCGGGAACAAGCAGAUGUGCUAAUGCAGGUGAAAAGAAUUGUAAAAGGUAUGAGAUGGAAUACAAAAAUGGUGGACCAUGAGGAUGGUCCACUGAUUACAGAGAAGGUGUUGUUUGCUGUCAAGCAGUACUGGGUUGCAGGUGAUAACUCCACAAGCUCAGAGUGAUGAUGGCCCAAAAGCAAUAUUUGAAUGGAAGAAUAGUUCCAAAAUGACCGUUGACAAAAUGAUUCUCCUUGUGAUUUGGAUUCAUGGUAUUUUCGGCUGAGUAAGAAGCUUGGGUCAUGAGAUUGUCUUGUGUCUCAGUAGGCAUAUGAUUAUUUGUUUACAUGUAGAGUUAAUGUAGAUGUCAUGUCACAUAUUUUAUGGUUCAUAAGUCAUAGUCUAUUAGUCUUGGCUUAGCUUCUCCGAGUCACACUUUUACUUCUCCUGAAAAAGACGGGACUCUCUUGAGAUCAUCAUCGAGUUGAUGUUAUGAUCUUAAAACUUAGGUUAUGGUAGAGCAGGGUUUUGGCUUUUACAUUUUUAGCUUCAUUUUUGUUGGCAACUUUCUCCUGCUAUAUGAAUUAAUUUUAGGUGUUAUUAACUCUAUAACUUUUAUCAGUUCCAAUAGCUCUGGUUCCUGGCAAUUUUUAAGUAAAGUUGUGGUUGGUUACCGGAUGAA
Messenger RNA from Lotus japonicus, 2668 nucleotides. RefSeq names its product probable methyltransferase PMT2. Lineage: Eukaryota; Viridiplantae; Streptophyta; Magnoliopsida; Fabales; Fabaceae. Gene Ontology annotation, molecular function: methyltransferase activity. Gene Ontology annotation, cellular component: trans-Golgi network; endosome; cytoplasm. The record is from RefSeq and is a predicted model, not a curated record. The transcript has 7 exons. The coding region runs from base 349 to 2172 and encodes 607 amino acids.